Aspergillus homomorphus CBS 101889 is the source of this 692-nucleotide messenger RNA. RefSeq lists its product as uncharacterized. The coding region runs from base 123 to 608 and encodes 161 amino acids. The record is from RefSeq and is a predicted model, not a curated record. Lineage: Eukaryota; Fungi; Ascomycota; Eurotiomycetes; Eurotiales; Aspergillaceae. The transcript has a single exon.
CGGCAGCUUCUGCGACCCCCGACCUUUACUCUGAGCCUUCACGAGCUCACUUGUGACCCUUUUCUUACCACUCACCAUACCUACUGCUUUUUGGAGCAGCACGGGUCGGCUCUAAUGUCAUAAUGGGCCAUCGAUCAGCGUUCUCCGUCGAUAUGAUGGUUGAUAUCCAGUUUUACAUAGUCCCCGUAAACCAACCUGAUCGAUCGACCGCGGGCCGUUAUCCAACGAGAGCGACAUAUAUUGCUCGGCCAACGUUCUCACCUCUUGCUGCAUGUAUGCUGGCUGCACCUCUACCUAAGAGGGACAAAGACAUGCACAAGUGGCACUACCUAAGUAGUGCAAGGAUCGAAGCUCUACUCGAGGAUAACAUCAUGCAUCUGCAUCCUUAUAGGUUGGGCGGGAGGGCCGUCCUCGAGCCGAAUAAAGGAGCAGGUAAGGAGGCAUGGAGGAGGGAUCCGCGGGAAAGCAGAGCAGAAAACCCCAGGGAUGGAGCAAAUUCACGCGAACUGCGCCUCACCACUCCUCACCCUCGAUAUCACAGGUGGAAGACUUAUCCGAGAGGGCUAGCGGCAGUCUGGGCUGAAUUGGUUCCAAACUGCCCAGUUUGAGGUCCAUCAAAUAUACUGAUUUUCAUACCGGAUGAUCUACACUGGAAAUAAGCGCCGUCUCAAGCCCACGAUUACUUCAUAUGA